AUGGCAGUACCAGAAACCCACCGCGCACUCAUCCUCUCAUCCUUCGACGCCCCGCUCGAAGUGAAAACCACCGCACCUCCUGCCCUACUCCCAGGCAGUGCAAUCGUUCAGGUCCUCUCGUCACCGAUCCUCGCCUACGCCGCCAAACUCUACUCCGGCGCCUUACAAUACCCUUUGCACCUGCCUAUGACGAUCGGAGGCGGCGCCGUGGCUCGCAUCGUCGCCGUGGGCAGUGACGCGACAACGCUGUCACCAGGCCAACUCGUACUGAUUGACCCGAUGAUUCGCAGCCGUGAUGAUCCGGCGAAAAGCAUCUUGUUGGGUGUUCACGGUGGAAUCUCUGAAGGUGCGGCGCGCUUGAUGAAAGGCGAUUGGCGCGAUGGAUCGUGUGCGGAGUACGCACGCUGGCCCCUCGAGAAUGUCCACGCGCUGGACGAGGAGAAAUUAAAGGCGUUGGGCUACUCUGUGCACGAUGCCGCGUAUCUUCUGCGCCUGUUCGUGCCGAUGGGCGGACUGAUGGAGCUGGACGUGAAAGCUGGGGAUCGUAUCGUCAUUGCACCAGCGACGGGCCAAUUUGGCGGCGCCGCGGUGGAGGUUGCGCUAGCCAUGGGCGCCGACGUGAUCAUUUGCGGACGCAAGAAGGAUGUGCUGGAGAAAAUGAAAUCGACUCUGACACCCGUAUAUCCGCAGGCGAACAUCAACACCGUCCCUCUCUCUGGCGUCGUGGAGACUGAUAUGGCAACUCUUCAACAACUAGGCCCUAUCGACAAAUUCCUCGACUUCUCCCCCGCUGCGGCUGCCACUUCGACACAUAUCAUCAGCUGCCUAAUGGCGCUACGCAAGGGUGGUAGAGCGUGCUUUCAAGGCGGCAUUACGGGUCCCGUGCAGAUCCCUUAUCCCGUCGUCAUGUUCAACGAUCUCAAGAUCUGUGGGAAGUUCAUGUACGAGCGCGAAGGAGUCAGAAAAAUCAUUUCCCUGGUGGAAAGUGGGCGGUUGAAGUUCGAGAUACCGGAUAUGAGAGUAUUUGAACUAGAGAAGUGGGAAGACGGAUUUAAGGCUGCGGAAGAAAGGGGUGGGUGGAGAGAGCUGGUUGUUUUCCAACCCGGGAUGAAAUAG
Messenger RNA from Rhinocladiella mackenziei CBS 650.93, 1116 nucleotides. RefSeq lists its product as uncharacterized. NCBI's taxonomy places the organism in Eukaryota, Fungi, Ascomycota, Eurotiomycetes, Chaetothyriales, Herpotrichiellaceae. The coding region runs from base 1 to 1116 and encodes 371 amino acids. The transcript has a single exon. The record is from RefSeq and is a predicted model, not a curated record.